AUAUUUUUCAUAGUGCAGUUAUCUACAUAUUAUUAUUGUUUGUGGGACUUAUUUUUAACUAAUAAUUACUAAAAGUUAAGUUUUAAGUAGGAUAAUUACUCAGUGAUACCUAGUUUAGACUCCUACAUUGUAUACAUAUUUUUCUACUGUGAAUUCUUUGUUUAGAAUGGCUAGUUUCUUGUCUGGUCCGAUUAACACUGACCAAUGGUUGGCUGAGGCUACUCAAGUUUUUUCAGAUCAAAAUAUUGACUGUUUAGAUACACCAGGUAACCUAAAAUCCGUGUUCAAAGAACUAUACGUGUGUUACAGGGACAAUAUCAAGUCCUGGUGGGAGACUCAGUCUCUAGAAAAUUAUAUCAAAUCUGAAAUUGUCCCCAAAGGAUUACGUAUUUUUAUUUCCCCUGCCAUUAGAUCCCAAACACCAGAGCUAUUAUUAAAGUGGGAAAAAACUCUGACAGAAAGUUCCCUCAACCUUAUGCGUUUAUUACUGACAGAGGAACGAGGCACCUUGGAAAGAACCUCUGCCAGACUAAACACUGCCAUUGAGCAGACUCUUAAAUUCAAGGAAGAUCCUGAUUUCUCUAGAAGAGAGAACAACCUACAGAUCUCCGUUGAGAGAUACCAUACCUCUAUCAAAGAGAGGAAACAUAACCAAUAUAAAAAAGACCUCCUUGAAUUUAAAGAGAAACGGGCAUAUAAUAAUUUAGGUGAGAAGUCCAAAUCAGUAACAAAGGAAAUCUCUUCUUCAGAAUUAGAUACCUCGGACACAGAUAGAUCUGCUGAUUAUAGCUCCCGAGGUAAGCCCAGAUACAGAGGAUCAAAGGGACCCAGAGGUCGCAGGGGAAAGUAUCAAAAAUGGGGAACCAAUACCAGAAACGACCCACAUACUACAUACUCAGAAGCAUCAUGUUCAUCUGGUUCUGGCUUGCCUUCCAAUUUUUUAGGAUCGGGGGGGAUCCCGUACGACCUCAGGGACCGACCCCGAUCAGCCAAAUAGAUACAUUCCAGA
Bufo bufo (common toad) is the source of this 1009-nucleotide messenger RNA. RefSeq lists its product as uncharacterized. The record is from RefSeq and is a predicted model, not a curated record. NCBI's taxonomy places the organism in Eukaryota, Metazoa, Chordata, Amphibia, Anura, Bufonidae. The transcript has 3 exons. The coding region runs from base 167 to 997 and encodes 276 amino acids.